CGGCGUUGUCUGCCUUAUUAAUGGAACCAAUCGCGCAAUAAACGUUUUGGCUGACGAGGACGCGUCUCAUGUGUAUGUCAUGCCGGCCAUGGGAUCUUCGGGAAUGACAGAGUGCCUGCUCUGCUGUGUGUGGGCAUUGCCUCUCUAGCUUUAUCAGCGCCAAAGAUGGUUCUGGGUAGCAAUGGGUAUUAUUGGCGAUCCGAACUGGCCGUUGGGCAGUAGAGCGUCUCUCUUUGUUUUUUCGUGCCCGAUAAGAGGAGAAUGAAAAGUAAAAGCCAUUCUGUCCUUCCCUUUCUUUCUUCGCUAUAGUUCUCGAGUUCUGCUUUUGGCCAGCUGUAGUGCCAAAGGAUACAUCAUGGCUGGCCGUGAUACCAGCGACGAUAAUGGAGAGAGGCAGCCGUUGCUCCAAGCCUCUCCUAGCCCAUUACCUGUGGGAGCAGAUGACAACAAGUAUGAUACGGUGGCGACGCUGAGCGAAACGGAAAAUGCCGGCGAGAUCCAACCAUCGCGGGCAGUCGAAGACGAUGUACUGCCAGAGACGUCUGCUCUUGGCCGAACACUAAGCUGGCAGAGCGCCUAUAUCAUCGUGAUAUCUAGAGUCAUCGGUAGCGGUAUAUUUGCCACGCCUGGAGCUAUUCUUCAGCAAGUUGGAAGCCCUGGACUGUCACUGCUGUUAUGGAUUGUCGGUACGCUCGUUGCAGCCGCUGGUCUGUCCGUGUCCCUCGAGUACGGAUGCAUGCUGCCCCGGUCUGGAGGCAUGAAAGUCUAUCUUGAAUUUACUUACAGAUAUCCACGGUUCUUUGCCACUACGCUAGUCGCCAUCAACGCGGUGUUCCUAGGGUUUACCGCCAGCAACUGCAUCAUCUUUAGCCGCUACGUCUUCUUUGCUUUUGGAGUGGAAAAUGCGAGUGGCUGGGCUGCAAAAGCAGUCGCUGCUGCUCUGCUGAUGGUGGUGACAGCGACUCACGGGUUGGCUCCCAAGGCAGGCAUCAAGAUACAAGAUUUUCUUGGUUGGGUCAAGAUUGGCAUCAUCAUCUUCAUGAUUUUCUCUGGUCUCUACGUCGUACUCUUCCGACCGACGCUAAACACCUCAUCGGGCGGUAACCCCUUGUCGUGGGAUCACUUGUGGGAUGACAGUGUUUGGAACUGGGGAGUCAUUUCGACGGGGUUAUUCAAAGUUUUCUACUCUUAUGCUGGAUUGGAUAACAUCAGCAACGUGCUGAACGAGGUUAAAGACCCUGUACGGACACUGCGUUCCGUAACAUUGACUGCACUGGGCACGUCUUGCGCCAUGUACGCGCUCAUCAACAUCGCAUACUUCAUCGUUAUUCCUCUUGAUGAAAUCAAGGGAAGCGGAGAGCUCAUUGCGGCGCUCUUCUUUCGGCGUGUAUUUGGUGAGCAGGUGGGUAAAACGAUUUUGCCUCUUGCUGUUGCUCUCUCUGCGGUAGGAAAUGUUUUUGUUGUGGCAUUUGCAAUGGCCCGAUUAAAGCAGGAGAUUGCCAGGCAGGGCUUUUUACCUUACUCGGAUAUCCUUGCAUCAACCAAGCCAUUCAACUCACCUUUGGGUGGCCUCAUCGUCAAUCUUGUCCCUUCAUUCUUGGUUAUUGUGUUACCACCAACUUCGGAAGCAUUCUCCUUCAUCCUCGAUGUGGAGGGUUAUCCCAGUCAAGUUUUCAGCCUUGCAUUGGGCGUUGGCCUUAUAUGGUUGCGAUUCAAGCGACCAGACUUGAAGAGGCCUUAUAAAGCGUGGUUAUCUACCAUUGUAGCUCGAGCGCUCUUAAGUCUUGCACUCCUUGCGGCGCCGUUCUUCCCUCCGAAAGGAAAACCCUCUGGAGGACUCUGGUAUGCAACUUAUGCAGUGGUGGGCAUGAGCACGAUUGUGGCUGGUGUUCUGUACUGGUAUGUGUGGACAAUUCUUUUGCCCAAGUGGAGAGGUUAUACACUGGAGGAAGAGACGGAAUACGCUGGGAAGCCUGCAUCAUUUAAUGAACGACCGACGGAAGAGCAUAAAGUGACCAUCCGAGACGUUGCGGGUCAAGAGGAUAAUUAUACGCUUGACAAAAACGGAUUCCAGUUUCACCGUCAUACUUCAGCUGAGAAGGAUUUUGUGGACGAUGAUCAUAUUAAGGCACAUUACUACCCAGAGACGGAACAGCUUCUCAAAGACGUAACUGGAGCAUCCAAAAUCUUUAUUUUUGAUCAUACUAUCCGCCGUCCUCUCCCCGGCGAUGUCGCCGGCUCAAACUCUACCGUUUUCCGUGGCCCCGUCAAUCGCGUCCACAUUGACCAAUCUUACAGUGCAGCUCUCUCUCGUGUCCCAUUUCAUCUUCCCGAGGAAGCAGAUGAGCUUGUAAAGGGACGAGUUCAGCUAAUAAAUGUUUGGCGUCCGAUUCGACAGAUCCAGCGGGAUCCGCUGGCCGUUGCUGAAGCACACUCGGUCGCAGAAGAGGAUCUUGUGCCCGUGCCAUUGAUCUAUCCUAACCGAAAUGGAGAAACUCUGGGCGUGAGGCAUAAUGAAACACAGAGGUGGUUCUACAAAUCCGGAUUGGCCCCUGAAGAGGUCCUCUUGAUCAAGUGUUUUGACAGCAAGACAGAUGGAAGAGCUAGAAGGGUGCCACACACGGCAUUUGUGGACCCAAGUGCUGCAGCUGAUGCGCCAGCGCGGGAGAGUAUUGAGGUUCGAGCACUGGUAUUCCAUUCGGAUGAUAGGGAAUAGACGUGAAGAGCGAGAUAAGUAAGCUGCGGUAUUAUCUUGCUCAUUGCAUGUAGUUGAUGUAAAAACCAGUCUGAGAAUUUGUAUGACAUAUAUGAAUGAAGAUGUAUAGUAAU
Molecule: messenger RNA, 2829 nt
Organism: Trichoderma asperellum CBS 433.97
Lineage: Eukaryota; Fungi; Ascomycota; Sordariomycetes; Hypocreales; Hypocreaceae
Biological process (GO): amino acid transmembrane transport
Cellular component (GO): membrane
Molecular function (GO): L-amino acid transmembrane transporter activity
Source: RefSeq, a predicted model, not a curated record